UUGGUCAAAUAUAUAAAUAUAUACUUAACCGUACACUUUCAUUACCGCAAUUUCUGAUUUUCUCAGCGCUUCGCUUCGUUUCGUUUUCUUUCCAUCCUGAAGAUUGUGCUAGAUUCGUUUUUUUGAUCUGUGAAGAAAUGGCUCGUACCAAGCAAACCGCGCGCAAAUCUACUGGGGGAAAGGCUCCCAGGAAGCACCUUGCCACUGCCACCAAGGCUGCAAGGAAAUCGGCUCCCACUACUGGUGGAGUCAAGAAGCCUCAUCGUUAUCGUCCAGGAACAGUUGCACUCCGUGAAAUUAGGAAGUACCAGAAGAGCACUGAGCUCUUGAUCCGGAAAUUGCCAUUCCAGCGCCUUGUUCGGGAAAUUGCUCAGGACUUCAAGACUGAUUUGAGGUUUCAGAGCCACGCUGUUCUUGCCGUACAGGAGGCUGCAGAAGCUUAUUUGGUGGGUUUGUUCGAGGACACCAAUCUGUGUGCCAUCCAUGCCAAGAGAGUGACGAUCAUGCCUAAGGACAUUCAAUUGGCUCGUCGUAUCCGCGGUGAGCGUGCAUAGAAUUGGUGCUAGUUCCUGUAGGAUUUUAUAAUAGUUUUUAGGGGAAGUACCUACAUGUUUGGGGAUAUCUGUUACUGUACAGAUUUUAUGGAAUAGUUAAAUCGUUUUGGUUUACGAUACGCAUUUGGAUCAUUUUGAUUUUGAUUACAGGAUGGUUGAAUACUAUAUUGUUUUGUUGUUUUG
Molecule: messenger RNA, 737 nt
Organism: Cannabis sativa
Lineage: Eukaryota; Viridiplantae; Streptophyta; Magnoliopsida; Rosales; Cannabaceae
Product: histone H3.3-like
Exons: 5
Coding region: 138-554 (138 amino acids)
Cellular component (GO): nucleosome
Molecular function (GO): structural constituent of chromatin; DNA binding; protein heterodimerization activity
Source: RefSeq, a predicted model, not a curated record